CCGGGGCGCGCGCUCCCGCCCGGGCCGCCCGGGCCCCGCGGCGCCGCGGCCCGAGGCCCCGGGAAGCGCAGCCAUGGCCCUGCGGAGGCUGGGGGCCGCGCUGCUGCUGCUGCCGCUGCUCGCCGCGGUGGAAGAAACGCUGAUGGACUCAACCACAGCGACGGCAGAGCUGGGCUGGAUCGUGCAUCCUCCAUCAGGGUGGGAAGAGGUGAGUGGCUACGAUGAGAACAUGAACACCAUCCGCACGUACCAGGUGUGCAAUGUGUUUGAGUCGAGCCAGAACAACUGGCUACGGACCAAGUUCAUCCGGCGCCGUGGCGCCCAUCGCAUCCACGUGGAGAUGAAGUUCUCAGUGCGUGACUGCAGCAGCAUCCCCAGCGUGCCCGGCUCCUGCAAGGAGACCUUCAAUCUCUAUUACUACGAGGCCGAUUUCGACUCGGCCACCAAGACCUUCCCCAACUGGAUGGAGAACCCGUGGGUGAAGGUGGACACCAUCGCCGCCGAUGAGAGCUUCUCCCAGGUGGACCUUGGUGGCCGGGUCAUGAAGAUCAAUACCGAGGUGCGGAGCUUCGGGCCUGUGUCCCGCAGUGGCUUCUACCUGGCCUUCCAGGACUACGGCGGCUGCAUGUCCCUCAUCGCCGUGCGCGUCUUCUACCGCAAGUGCCCCCGCAUCAUCCAGAAUGGCGCCAUCUUCCAGGAGACACUGUCAGGGGCUGAGAGCACAUCGCUGGUGGCGGCCCGGGGUAGCUGCAUCGCCAACGCGGAGGAGGUGGACGUGCCCAUAAAGCUCUACUGCAACGGGGACGGCGAGUGGCUGGUGCCCAUCGGGCGCUGCAUGUGCAAAGCGGGCUUUGAGGCCGUGGAGAACGGCACCGUCUGCCGAGGUUGCCCAUCUGGAACUUUCAAGGCCAACCAAGGGGACGAAGCCUGUACCCACUGUCCCAUCAACAGCCGGACCACUUCAGAAGGAGCCACCAACUGUGUCUGCCGCAAUGGCUACUACAGAGCAGACCUGGACCCCCUGGACAUGCCCUGCACAACCAUCCCCUCUGCACCCCAGGCCGUGAUCUCCAGUGUCAACGAGACCUCACUCAUGCUAGAGUGGACCCCGCCCCGAGACUCGGGAGGCCGUGAGGAUCUUGUCUACAACAUCAUCUGUAAGAGCUGUGGCUCAGGCCGGGGCGCCUGCACCCGCUGUGGGGACAACGUGCAGUACGCACCCCGCCAGCUGGGCCUGACUGAGCCACGCAUUUACAUCAGUGACCUGCUGGCCCACACCCAGUACACCUUCGAGAUCCAGGCCGUGAACGGUGUCACCGACCAGAGCCCCUUCUCACCACAGUUUGCCUCCGUGAACAUCACCACCAACCAGGCAGCUCCAUCGGCCGUGUCCAUCAUGCACCAGGUGAGCCGCACUGUGGACAGCAUCACCCUGUCGUGGUCCCAGCCCGACCAGCCCAACGGCGUCAUCCUGGAUUACGAGCUGCAGUACUAUGAGAAGGAGCUGAGUGAGUACAACGCCACAGCCAUAAAAAGCCCCACCAACACGGUCACUGUGCAGGGCCUCAAAGCCGGCGCCAUCUAUGUCUUCCAGGUGCGGGCACGCACCGUGGCAGGCUACGGGCGCUACAGUGGCAAGAUGUACUUCCAGACCAUGACAGAAGCCGAGUACCAGACAAGCAUCCAGGAGAAGCUGCCACUCAUCAUCGGCUCCUCGGCGGCUGGCCUGGUCUUCCUCGUUGCCGUGGUUGUCAUCGCCAUCGUGUGUAACAGAAGACGGGGGUUUGAGCGUGCUGACUCGGAGUACACAGACAAGCUGCAGCACUACACCAGUGGCCACAUGACCCCAGGCAUGAAGAUCUACAUCGACCCUUUCACCUACGAGGACCCCAAUGAGGCAGUGCGGGAGUUUGCCAAGGAAAUUGACAUCUCCUGUGUCAAAAUUGAGCAGGUGAUCGGAGCAGGGGAGUUUGGUGAGGUAUGCAGCGGCCACCUGAAGCUGCCAGGCAAGAGAGAGAUCUUUGUAGCCAUCAAGACACUCAAGUCGGGCUAUACUGAGAAGCAGCGCCGGGACUUCCUGAGCGAGGCCUCCAUCAUGGGCCAGUUCGACCACCCCAACGUCAUCCACCUGGAGGGUGUUGUCACCAAGAGCACGCCCGUGAUGAUCAUCACUGAGUUCAUGGAGAACGGCUCCCUGGACUCCUUCCUCCGGCAAAAUGAUGGGCAGUUCACAGUCAUCCAGCUGGUGGGCAUGCUACGGGGCAUCGCGGCCGGCAUGAAGUACCUGGCGGACAUGAACUACGUCCACCGUGACCUGGCCGCCCGCAACAUCCUCGUCAACAGCAACCUGGUCUGCAAGGUGUCUGACUUUGGGCUCUCACGCUUUCUGGAGGAUGAUACCUCAGACCCCACCUACACCAGUGCCCUGGGUGGGAAGAUCCCCAUCCGCUGGACGGCCCCAGAAGCCAUCCAGUACCGGAAGUUCACCUCAGCCAGUGACGUCUGGAGCUAUGGUAUCGUCAUGUGGGAGGUGAUGUCCUACGGGGAGCGGCCCUACUGGGACAUGACCAACCAGGAUGUAAUCAACGCUAUAGAGCAGGACUACCGGCUGCCACCGCCCAUGGACUGCCCGAGCGCGCUGCACCAGCUCAUGCUGGACUGCUGGCAGAAGGACCGCAACCACCGGCCCAAGUUCGGCCAGAUCGUCAACACGCUGGACAAGAUGAUCCGCAACCCCAACAGCCUCAAAGCCAUGGCGCCCCUCUCUUCCGGAAUCAACCUGCCACUGCUGGACCGCACGAUCCCCGACUACACCAGCUUUAACACCGUGGACGAGUGGCUGGAGGCCAUCAAGAUGGGGCAGUACAAGGAGAGCUUCGCCAGCGCCGGCUUUACCUCCUUCGAUGUCGUGUCGCAGAUGAUGAUGGAGGACAUUCUCCGGGUUGGGGUCACCUUGGCUGGUCACCAGAAAAAAAUCCUGAACAGUAUCCAGGUGAUGCGGGCACAGAUGAACCAGAUCCAGUCUGUGGAGGUUUGACCUUCACCUGCCUCGGCUCACCUCUUCCUCCAGGCCCCACCCCCUCCGCCCCACAUGCCGGCCACGGUUCUCCGUCACCGCAGGGUCAGCCACCUGCCAGGAGGCCACGGGCAACAGGAAGAACCAAGCAGCGCCCCAGCCAUGAGAUGUCACCAAGAACAUGUGCAACUUCAGAUGAUGGAAAAAAGGGA
This is a messenger RNA of Hippopotamus amphibius kiboko, 3228 nucleotides long. RefSeq names its product EPH receptor B2 (gene EPHB2). Gene Ontology annotation, molecular function: transmembrane-ephrin receptor activity; ATP binding; protein binding. The record is from RefSeq and is a predicted model, not a curated record. The transcript is spliced from 16 exons. Lineage: Eukaryota; Metazoa; Chordata; Mammalia; Artiodactyla; Hippopotamidae. Gene Ontology annotation, cellular component: plasma membrane; neuron projection. Bases 74 to 3037 code for a protein of 987 amino acids. Gene Ontology annotation, biological process: axon guidance; angiogenesis; protein phosphorylation.